AUGCCUAUCAAUGCCAUCACUUCCAACCAUGUCAUUAUCAAUGGCGCAAUCAAGCCUGCAACUAUUGUGUAUUCGAAUGAAUCAGGCACAAUUCUGGAUGUUUUAGAAGGUUCGGUGAUUAUGAAGAAAACUGAGAUAACCAAAUAUCGAAUACAUUCGCUGGAGAAUGUAUCUCCGUGUACAAUCCUCCCGGGACUUGUGGACUCUCAUGUUCACUUGAACGAGCCCGGCAGAACUAGUUGGGAAGGAUUCGAAACUGGGACUCAAGCUGCUAUUAGUGGCGGGGUCACAACGGUGAUUGAUAUGCCGCUAAAUGCUAUUCCUCCCACAACGAACGUGGAGAAUUUUCGAAUUAAGUUGGAAGCUGCUCAGGGCCAAAUGUGGUGCGAUGUCGGGUUUUGGGGUGGCCUUGUUCCACACAACUUGUCAGACUUAGUUCCGCUCGUCAAAGCUGGUGUUCGAGGGUUCAAAGGGUUCUUACUCGAUUCGGGUGUGGAAGAGUUCCCCCCCAUUGGCAAAGAAUAUAUCGAAGAGGCAUUAAAGGUCUUAGCUGAGGAGGACACCAUGAUGAUGUUUCACGCUGAGUUGCCCAAGGCUGGUGAAGACCAACAACAAAUCGAGAGAGACCAUUGUGAAUAUUCUUCGUUUUUAUCUUCAAGGCCGGAUUCCUUUGAGAUAGACGCCAUCAAUUUGAUUCUCGAAUGUUUGAGCGCUAGAGAUGGACCAGUUCCUCCCGUACAUAUAGUCCAUCUGGCAUCGAUGAAGGCUAUUCCCUUGAUCAAAAAGGCACGUGCAUCUGGGCUUCCAGUCACAACAGAGACUUGUUUCCACUAUUUGUGUAUUGCCGCAGAGCAGAUCCCAGACGGGGCAACUUACUUUAAGUGCUGUCCACCCAUCCGUUCUGAAUCCAACCGCCAAGGCCUAUGGCAUGCAUUGCGUGAGGGUGUCAUAAGCUCAGUCGUGAGUGACCAUUCGCCUUGCACGCCUGAGUUGAAGAACUUGCAAAAGGGAGAUUUUUUUGAUUCUUGGGGAGGAAUCGCUUCCGUUGGACUGGGUUUACCGUUGAUGUUUACUCAAGGCUGCUCUCUAGUUGAUAUAGUUACAUGGUGCUGCGAAAACACUUCCAAGCAGGUGGGGUUAUCUCAUCAAAAAGGCACUAUAGCUCCCGGGUACGAUGCUGACUUGGUAGUUUUUGAUACUAGCAGUGAACACAAAAUAACUAAUUCAAGCGUCUUCUUCAAAAACAAAUUGACUGCCUAUAAUGGGAUGACCGUCAAAGGUACGGUUUUAAAAACUAUAAUAAGAGGUCAAGUCGGAUAUACGAAUGCCAACGGAGUGUCGAAGACACCAUUGGGUCAAACUUUGCUUGAUUCCAGACAUUGA
Molecule: messenger RNA, 1383 nt
Organism: Saccharomyces paradoxus
Lineage: Eukaryota; Fungi; Ascomycota; Saccharomycetes; Saccharomycetales; Saccharomycetaceae
Gene: DAL1
Product: allantoinase
Exons: 1
Coding region: 1-1383 (460 amino acids)
Biological process (GO): allantoin catabolic process; purine nucleobase catabolic process
Cellular component (GO): cytoplasm
Molecular function (GO): allantoinase activity; zinc ion binding; cobalt ion binding
Source: RefSeq, a predicted model, not a curated record